AUGUCUGCCAAGUCGGCAGCAGUCAGGGAGCCUCCGAGCGAGCUCAAUGCGGUGAAACAGUAUAUUCGGCGCGGGAAUCAGCUUCGCGGUGCUGAUCCUGUCAUCACGUACUAUUGUUACUUUUGGGCAAUCAAACACAUUCUUGCCAAUAGCCUGCAUACACAAAGUCGGGAAUGCACUACUUGGACUACGGACCUUAUGGAUGAGCUUGAAAGGCGGAAAGCAGUCCUGGAUGGUAACGAACUACUCACCGACGAGAUGGCCGCCCAGGCCUAUGUCGAGAAUUUCGCCCUCAAGAUCUUUAACAAUGGCGUCCAAGUUAUCGAUGCCAAUAGAGCCACCAGUCAAACCGCCGAUACCCUACUAGCAGGCGCAACCCUCCUCGAAGUUUGCCAAGUAUUUGGCGAUCUCGAUGCAGAGACCCUCAAAAAAAUUAAAUACGGUAAAUUCCAUGCUUCACGUAUCUUGAAAGCGAUCCAAGCCGGUCAUGAUAUCAACCCUCCCAAACCCGCCACUCCAGAGCCCACCCCAUCGGAGCCCGCCCCGAUCGUCCACACCGAACCACCCCCAGACAUAUACGGCAACCAGCAUACCGAACCACCCCCCGAUAUCUAUGGCAACGCAAACCGGCCCCCCGCCCCCAGCAUCGAGGAGGUCCCCGACGAGUCCGUUGAGCUUGAGCCACGCCUUGCCCGUACCUCAUUACACACUACUCCCCCGCCAGCACCGCAAACACCCGUCCUCCCCAGCCCACGGUCACCAGAAAAAAACCACGAAUAUUUCCCUGAGGUACCAACCGUACACGAACCCAGUGCGCCUAGCCUCUUCCCCACAACAAUGGGACCAGCGAAUACCUCAUUCCCCGAUAUAUCACCUUACAACCCCCCACAGCCUCCUCAAGCUUCCUACACGCAAGCUCCGUAUGCACAGCCUCCUCCCCAGGCCCCCUACGCGCAGCCUCCUCCUCAGGCCCCCUACGCGCAGCCUCCUCCUCAGGCCCCUUACGCGCAGCCUCCAUAUGCACCAUCCCCGUACUCGCAGUCCCCGCCGCCGUUGAACCACUACCAUCAGGCACCAACGCCGGCGCCAGCGGCGCCGCCAAAGAGGGCUAAGAAGGAGGUGACGCCGGAGGAAAUGACGAAGGCACAGAAGCAUGCGAGGUGGGCUAUUAGUGCACUAGAUUAUGAGGAUGUAGAGACAGCAAUUGCGCAGUUCCGCAUGGGGUUGGAACUGCUGGGUGCCGAGUAA
Messenger RNA from Morchella importuna, 1248 nucleotides. RefSeq lists its product as uncharacterized. Gene Ontology annotation, biological process: late endosome to vacuole transport via multivesicular body sorting pathway. Lineage: Eukaryota; Fungi; Ascomycota; Pezizomycetes; Pezizales; Morchellaceae. Gene Ontology annotation, cellular component: multivesicular body. The record is from RefSeq and is a predicted model, not a curated record. The coding region runs from base 1 to 1248 and encodes 415 amino acids. The transcript is spliced from 5 exons.